AUUUCAUCAAGGAGGAAGACGUCUUCAUCAUGUUUGCCACCCAGUCGCACCUUUCGGAUCCCCAGUAUGGCUACGAUUUCGUGGUGUCGACGACGGAGGCCAGCAUCAACGCAAACCUGCGCCAAUACCUGGAUGAGAAGGAUCAUCAAGAACAGUAUAUCUGCUUCCUGGCGGAUCCGAAAACGUUGAGGCCAAGUGAGCAAAUCUCACUGGAAGACCUGAAAAAGAAAAGUGGCUACAAUCCCUUUGAGAUCAGUGACAAGACGUCACCCAAGAGCCCUGCUGUGGCGGCACUGACCGCGCAGCGGUUUCUGGUGGGCAUCAAGAUCCAAAUGGGCCUGCCACCAGGUGUCGACAUGAAGAAAUUGCCCGUGGUGAUUCUGGGAGAUGAUGUCAAACGGGUCCGGUUCAACAUGCUGUGUGCCCAGUUCACGGUCAUCCAAAACACGCCUCAAAAUGGAUUUGGCGGAGACGGGCAAUGGGACGUCUGGAGUCAGGCGCAUGGCGAAUCAUGGACUGUGCAGGCGGAUGUGGACCUGAAAAUCGAGGACCUGGCCGAGGAACUGAACACAACAUACUUCAAAAAACACCCGGAGGAGCGGAAAGCACUACUCGCUCAACUGCAGAAUCUGUCUGGGUCGGCCUUUAGCCUGAAGCAGUUGUUGUUUGACUUGGAUAAUGCCUCACUGCAGAGCAACCUCACCUUUGGGGGCAUCGAGGCAGGCUCCGGCGCCCAGGUAAUCUUGCAAAAGUCCUUCACGAAUCUCUGGGCUGCUGCGGCCGCCGAAAAAGGCCAGCCCCUCGUUGCAGUGACCGCAGUCAAGGACGUGACCGAUCCCUCGCCGCUGGUGAUGACGAACUUUGCGCACGCAAUCAAUCCACCAAAGGAUGACGCAGGUAAGACGAUCAGUAUGCCAUCGCGGUCGCAGCAGGAUGUCAGCACACUCGAUCAUCUUUGUGCGAUCGAUGGCCAUGACUUAGCCGAUCCCUCACCGUUCCGGUGGAACUGGGUGCAGCCUGGUGAUGUCAACGAUAUGAGUGGUGUCAUCUCCGUCAACCGCAGGACCAUUGGUCAACUCUUCAUCAAUAAACUACUACCCGGGUUCGUCUAUAUGUGUUGGGAACCUCACGUCUCCCUCCGCAUGCCGAGCCCUACCUACUUCGAAGUGUUUGCAAUCCUGUUUGCGCCCAACAUGCCCCAGACUGCCACCGUGCCGGAAUCGGGUACGCAGAUAGUCAAUAUUGAAAGUGUUGGGGAAGAUUCUUCCUCCAUAAAGGCGGGACUUGCCUAUGGAAAAAUACGCAUCCGAUCCUCCUCUACCUGUGGCGUGGAAGUGCAAGGGAUACGGAUCACGGUCACGCAGCAAGUUAUAAUCAAUGUCUUUUGUCAAAUGUCCUGGGUGCAAUCAGAGGCCAAUGUAGUGCACAAAACUUACGUGAGCCAUUACGAUAUGACUGUUAACCAGUCCGGUGCUUUAGAAUUCACCCAAGCCGGGCAGCCAAGCGUCACGGAUAACUCGGACACCGGAGACAUCAGCAAAAUUCUGAAUUUUUUCUUCGGUAUUAAAGAUGUGAUGGAGUAUUUGAAGAGAACAGCUGACAAAACCAUUUCGCCAAAUAUUGAUCCUACUCCAUUAAACAGCCUGAACAACUUUGUCUUCCCGGGAUCGAAAGUCUUCACAUUCAAGGAGCCCAUCUUCUCUGACUACCAGGAUCUGGUCUGCCCCAUCACCUAUGUCGAUGUUCGUAACCCUCUGCGCGACCGCACAGGGGAAAGAGCCCAAGGAUGGUCGACCAUUGGAACAUUGACAGACCAGCCAUUCUCCAUGUCAGCCUCGACGGACCUGCUAGAUAAUUAUCUACAGGCCCAGUUGGCAUCCCCUACAGGAAAGUUCCAGGCUCUCCAGGCAGCUGAUGGCCGUGGACUACUCUUUUCCAUUGACAGUAGCGGCCAUUUCCAUGUCCUCGAGGAGCAGAUUCCAAGUGUCACUGGCUGGACGUCGAAGAAUCUGUCGGCAGUGGCCGUGAAUACUCACCUCCCGGGCCGAGAAAAUGCCCAUGUAGCCACUUUUGGUGUCGCCCAGAGCGUGAUAGACAGCACCAUUGGCCUCGCUAUGGCUGUUCGCGCAGACAAUACUGACAAUCUGUUUGUAUCGCGAGGAAAUUCCAGCUCCACCACAGACUGGCUCCAAAGUCCCGAAUGGACUCCACUUCCCUUUGAUCCCAAGGGGAAAUCCGGCGCUGCAAUCACAAUCCGGGGCAUUUUAUUCGCCGAAUCUACAGGAAGCAAGGAAUACCUCAUUGUGGACAUUGAUCGCGCACUGAGUUCGUCGACAAAGCAGGUGGAACGGUACCACAUCGAUCUCUCCAAGGCCAAUGGUCACUACUGGGUCAAACACGAUAUGCCUGUCGACGUCUCUAGCUGUGACUAUCAGACCUGCGCGGGACGAGUGCCAAAGGCACGCGUUGAUGGAGUGUACACUGCUGGCGAAACUGGAGGAUCCCCCCAGCUGGUGUAUGUGCCUAUUGUCAACGCUUAUGGUCACGGUCCCCCGGCGCCCCGCCGGCUCAAGCUUCCAAAUGGCGAUACUGCGUCCGCCAUUGCAUCUGCUCGGAAUGGACUCGAAGGCGCACCCGAACUGCAUGCGACGACUGAGCUGUACGUCACGAGUGGCUCCAAGCUCUACCGAUUCGCGGCCGAUCAGCAGGAGGACGGUAGCUCGGCCACGUUGCUACUCCAGAACGAGAUCUUUUCAGAGACAACCGCUCUUAUGGCCACGAUAGAUAAGGAGGUUACGACCCUCUGGGGCAAGAAUGCAAACAAUCAGGCCUAUUAUCUCGCGUGUCCAACCGACCAGCUAUCACUGCCUGGUUCUUGGAGUGCACCGGUUCCCAUCCUGAGUGACGUGGAGCAUAUCUCGGCCUAUGUAAACUGCGUCGACGGAGGCAAGACCGUCUUUGCGUCCGGUGGAAACUCGCUGUUUAAGAUUGUGCAGGCAACUGAGUCGGGUGCCAAGUUAUGGAAAUCCCAGAACAUAACCAUUGACGCGCCUGCAAAACAGAAGAAAGUGCUUCCGUACAAAUCGUAUACGACAACGUUGCAGGUGAACAACGGAGACAACCUUCCGGCCGGCAAAGUCAAAGUCAAUAUCACCACAGUCUCUCGCACACCGGUAUAUAUCAACGGUCUAUACUAUGUGCUGGGACAGAUACCGGUCCAAGUCACCACAGACUACACAGGGUCGGUGACGGUAGUGGAGGCAACAGAGGAUAUCAACGCUGCGAUCCUUAGAGUUUCUGUCAACGGAAGUCCUUAUGAAACUGUCAAUCCAAUGAAAAAGUCCUUUGAUAAAUUAACUAAUCUUGACUCUGAGGACAAACUUCGCGGAGCGACCAUUCAUGAGAGCAUCACAGCAGGGGGUGUUUUCGGGACCGAGAAGCUUGUCCCCCUCGUCGAUCCCUCUACCAGAUCCGGGGAUGCCAAGGGCGUAGCGCAAGCCUUGAAUACGUUCAAGGGAAUCCAUACAGAUGCUCUGUCCAGGCCAGGCUCUGUACAUGACAAUUUCAACCACGGUGUGAUACCCUCGACUCUCUUCCACGCUGCCAGCACGCGGUGGGGAGAGGACAUUGCUCUCCCGAUUGGUGAUCUUUUCCAAUGGCUGAAGACUGGCAUUGAAUAUGUCAUUGACUUCGUCAAGGACGCUGCUACUGAUACUUGGCAUUUCAUCACGGAGGUCGGUGGGAAGGUGUACCGGGCGAUCUUAGACACACCUGAGGCUGUCGUUGGUGUGCUGAAAUUCCUGUUUAAUACCCUAAAAACAGGUAUUGGAUCGAUCUUUCGAUAUGUCCAGUUCCUAUUCCACUGGAAUGACAUUCGCAGGACCAAGGAUGUUCUGCACAACAUUGUUCGACUCUACCUUCGCUCCCAGACAGACGAAAUCCCCAGGGCAAAACAAGCAUUUGACGCAGAGAUUGACAGCCUGAAGAAUUCUGUGUCUGAAUGGGCAGGCACAGACUAUUCUUCCCUCGGUGAUAUUGUCUCGAAGCCUGCCGCGUCUAGUGCUUCAGAUCCAACUAAGCGACAGACGUCGGGAUCCCGGUUGCUGGCUCACCACUUUCGCAACAAUGCUGCGGAUCUGACUAUGGAAGGAGAGGGACACACGUUGGAUGUCGUUCAGGAUGUCAUAAAUGACCUGCUCAGUGCGCUAUCCCAGGAGGGAGCAGUACUCUCGACCACAUACGAUCAGCUCAAAGACCUGGCCAACCGGUUCAGUUCCAUGAGCAUUCAGGAUGUGCUCAAGCAACUCAUCGUUAUUCUGGCUGACACGGUUCUGGACAGUGCCAAGGUGGUGGUAGAUGCGCUGCUCAAUGUCCUGUCUCGAAUCUUACAUUCGGCAGCGGAUCUCCUCGACACCAAGAUUCAUAUUCCAGUCAUCUCGGACAUCCUGAAUGCCAUUGGAGUGCCUGAUAUCUCAUUCCUUGAUCUCUUCACCUGGAUUGCGGCCGUUGGAUAUACCGUCGUCUACAAGAUUGUUGAGGGAAAAGCUCCUUUCGCAGACACCGACGACGUCCGAAGGAUCACCUCAGCCAAGUCAUGGUCAGAACUCGAAGCACACUUUGGGCAUAAGACAUCGCCAUCUUCUUUUUUGGAGUCCAACAAAGCCGCGAGCACGUCCAGUAUUCUUUCUCAUUCUAUGCGGGCUGUCGUCUUCCAGGCUGGGCACGCCACAUCAGGUUUUACAGUGUUCAAUGGCAACUUCCUCAACAUUUUCGAGGCAGAGGCUCUCACAGGGGAUAACCCUUUCUCCAUCCUAUCUGCUAUUGCCGGCAUCAUUGCGGGCUCCAUCCAGGGUGGCACUGAUUUGCUAGCGCCCAAAUACCCCGUGAAAAACACAGCAGUCGCCAUCAUCAGCAAGAUCACUGUAGUUGCGACCAUUACCUCGAAGAUCCUUUUUUGCGGCCCUGUUCAGAAACGGUUAGCUGGGAGGGUUCCAUGGUUGGCAGUCAAUGAUGGACGCGCGACAGGCGCGGUCGUCAAUAGCCUCCUCGUCAUUCCGGCGUUCUGCGUUACUGGCUUACACUUUUUUGAGCUGAGCCAGGAGCCAGCGGGCGCUAAACGGUCAGCUGCCAUUAUAGGUGAAGUAUCUAACAUCACUUCCUAUGUGUCUCGAAUCACGUAUAUGUCGGCUGUGAAUGACUACGACGAAACAACUCGGCAUGUAGCGAUUGGCACCAUGGCUAUGAGCAAUGUGACUACUGCAGGUUUGCAGACUGCGGAAGCUCUCCUGUCAGAGGAAUAG
Aspergillus udagawae is the source of this 5300-nucleotide messenger RNA. RefSeq lists its product as uncharacterized. The transcript has a single exon. Lineage: Eukaryota; Fungi; Ascomycota; Eurotiomycetes; Eurotiales; Aspergillaceae. The annotation marks the transcript as partial. The record is from RefSeq and is a predicted model, not a curated record.